AUGGCGACGGGCUCCGCCCAGGACCAGGCCGAUACUGCUCUUCUUCAUGGCAAUGUUGCCGUUUCGGGCGGCGAGGGAGGCGGUGGCGGUACGAGGAUUGCGGUCGAGGCGGGAGGUGGAGGAAGAGAGACGAAAGCAGACGAGCUCGUGAGGAACCCUAGCGAUGGUGGUGGUGGUGGUCGCACUGCUGCUUCCGCCGCUGGCCCUCCCGUCGACGAUUGCUGCCCGAUCUGCUUCGGCGACUUCUCCGUCGCCUGUAAAGCGAACUGCGGCCAUUGGUAUUGCGGAGGGUGCAUUCUCCAAUUCUGGAACUACUCAGCAGCAGCAAGACCAUGCAAAUGCCCAAUGUGCUCGUCCAGCAUCACUAAGUUGACGCCAGAGGCAUCGUUACUCAAUCAACCAGAGCAGGGAGUUAAAGAGGUUUUGCGGGAUGUUGAGAGGUACAAUCGCCUGUAUGUUGGAGGAGCACGUGGCCUCGUUCAGAAAGUGCGGGAAUCACCGUUAUUCUUCAAGCGAAUUGUUAUGCGGAUGAUGGAUCCUGAUAGACCAGAGUACUUCCUUCAGGAAGCUCGCCUCUUAGCUAUGAUAAUGAGCAUUGUCUAUGCGUUCUCUCCCUUCGACUUCAUUCCAACAGGUGGGGCAGGAGUGGUGAGGCUGUUUGAUCACGCAGCCAUCAUAAUCGUUCUCGGCCUUCGACUGAUUGGACUUUACCGCCGACGAAGGCUUCAUCAACGUGUUAGGCAUAUGGCUGCCGCCCAACCUCUAGGUGAAUAA
This is a messenger RNA of Linum trigynum, 774 nucleotides long. The record is from the annotation of a GenBank genome assembly. NCBI's taxonomy places the organism in Eukaryota, Viridiplantae, Streptophyta, Magnoliopsida, Malpighiales, Linaceae.